CUCUGCUUCUGCUUCUUGCAUGAGAUUUUGGCGGGAAAACAACAAAACCGCCAAACACACAACAACCUCUUGUUGCUCUUGUUGCUCUUCUUGUUGGCCGUUUGGUUGCGUGUGUUGGAGGUGUGCAGCACUGCUGGUUGUUGGUUGAACGUUACAGUCACAUCUCACACCACCGCUGACACUACCACCACGGCUGCUGUUGUUCCUUGGUUGCACCUGUUGAUUUGCACGCUUGAGCGACCACCCUCUCCUCCACGCUCUCUCCACCAGCACCACCACCACCCAAGAAACCGUUGAUCGGUUGCAGCCAGCCAUUCUGACCGUUGUACAGGACUGGCGCUUCUCUUUUGGCGCGCAAAAGCCACGCACCGCCGCUGCAUAUUGACGGUGCCACUGCUGCUGCUGCUGUCCCCCGACGCCUGCCGCUGCUGCUGCGCCAAGAUGGCGGACGACGACGAUUCCCAGGUCUCACCGUCAUCAUCCGUGCAGGGGCGUGGCCGCACAAGCAAGAGCCUGGUGCUGCUGACGCGCCGGUUCAUGGAGCUGAUGCACAAGGACGGCGGAACCAUUGAUCUCAAGACCGCGCACACCAGACUCAAGGUCAAGCAGAAGCGGCGUAUCUAUGACAUUGUCAACGUACUGGAGGGCGUGGGCCUCAUCACCAAACCAAGCAAAUACGUCGUGGCCUGGCAGGCACAAGACACUGCUGGCGAUGCAGAAUACAGAGCAAAAGUCGAACAGUUGAAGCAGGAGAUCUCGCAACUGGAUUACGAGCUGACACGCAUCCAGCAGGCCGUGCGUACCGUCGUCCACUCCACAGAGUCGCUGGUUCAGGACCUGGACACGCCGUUCCACGCCUACGUGACCCAAGAUGACCUCCUUCAAACACCUACGCUCAAGAACCAGCUCAAGUUUGCCAUCAAAGCCCCAACAGGCGCAACGCUGACCGUUCCAGAGCCACACUCUUCCGAUGAUUCGCCGUAUGACAUUAUUCUGUCGAGCAAGAGCGGUCCCAUCGACGCCCUCCUCAUCUGCGAAACCGGGGACAAGUCGGAGCUGCAGCCCGUGGACGGAAACCAGCCGCCACACAAUGACGGUGGCGAUACGCGUGCACAGCAAAUACCUGGACAUCAACUACAGCAACACCAACAGCAGCAACACCAACAGCUACAACACCCGCAGGGUGUGCACUCGUCACAGGCCACGCCAGAAGCAACCGACCCGACACACUCCACACCCCUGCCAACCGCGAUACCACACCAACACCAACACCAACACCAACACCAGCAGCAGGAGGAUGCGUACUCGCUACUGGCAGAGGGGGAUGCGCCGCUUCCCAUUCCAACACAGCCGGACACACGCUGGGUAGCUGAGGAGGGCAUACACAACUCAACAGCACACGACCCAAUGACGUUUCACUCGUGA
Messenger RNA from Salpingoeca rosetta, 1425 nucleotides. RefSeq lists its product as uncharacterized. Gene Ontology annotation, biological process: regulation of transcription by RNA polymerase II. Gene Ontology annotation, molecular function: DNA-binding transcription factor activity, RNA polymerase II-specific; protein dimerization activity; RNA polymerase II cis-regulatory region sequence-specific DNA binding. The record is from RefSeq and is a predicted model, not a curated record. Gene Ontology annotation, cellular component: RNA polymerase II transcription regulator complex. The transcript is spliced from 4 exons. NCBI's taxonomy places the organism in Eukaryota, Choanoflagellata, Craspedida, Salpingoecidae. The coding region runs from base 442 to 1425 and encodes 327 amino acids.